AUGUCGACUCUUAGGCUUGCGACAGCUUCCAAUGUACGCGCUUUCCAGAUACUGACCGAAGCUCUCGACGCAAGCAACGGGAAGUGGUCACAAUGGAUUGAGAGCGAAACACUCGACGAUGAGGUCGGAAGAUUCAGAGUGUGGGCUGGCAAUCUGGGAGCGUUGCAGAAAGGCCACAGCUCGCUCGACUACAGGCUGCGCGGAUCCCCCGUCUUAUUCAGUAGCGCCCUCAGACUACUGAAUGAGCUUGAGCAGAAUCUGAAUGAAACAUAUGCUAUCGUUUCUGAGGCGCGCCUGCCUUAUGAACAGCAAACGCCAUCGGAGGGUUCUGACGAUGAUAGCGACCGUGGCUCGUCCAGUGAGGAAGAGGCCGACGACUCUGACAGCGACGAGCCUAGAAGCGAGUUGCGGAUGAGAUAUGAAGAAAUCGUGGACAUCAUCGACAACCUCUACAAGCUCAGCGUCCGCAUCAGAACGCCGACCGUACGCUCAAGAUCGCUCAAAGCCUCUGCCUACACGCCAGUGGAUCCAGAAACUGGUGUGGAUAUCCUCGGUGUGUACGCUGAACUGGAUCGAAAGCAUGUUCGAGAGCUACUCUCGCAGCUACGGAAGACGCAUCCUGCACAGAAUGAGGAAGAUCAGGACUUCUUGACUGAGCGGUUGAGCUCUUCUAUUACAUUGCGCAGGCGGCAUUUCAAGUACUGGAAGCGUCAUCGUGAUAAGUUGGGCGCUUCCGCAGAUUCCGAAGACAUAGCAGAUGCUGGCAAACCUACAGCGAAUGAAGCGCCAGCUCCGAUGCGUCAUGACACUCUUGAAGCUCACCCAAUAACUAUCAUGGCCAAGAUCGGAGAGACCAUAGCUGUAGACUCACGAGACAAGUGCCCCAUAUGCUUCGUGCCCACGGUCACUGAAGGUUUGGAUGAUUUGCAGAGCCACAUUGCCAAUCAUUUGGAGCGCCUUGCUACCUUUGCACUGCCUCAUAGUAGAGAAGACGACGAAGACGGUGCAAGCAGUGUGGCAAGCCGUGGGAGCUCCAAUUCUCAGUCUUUGCCCGAGUCGAUAAGUACCGGUUCAAGCAAUGAGAUGGUCGCGCUUAACCGAGAUCUGGAAACUGAACAGCCAGUUGAGACGGAGCUCAAUGAGGAAGACCGCCUGCUGCUACAACUCAAGGAAGAGGAGCAAUUGCCAUGGAAGGAGGUCGCAGCGCGCUUCCACGAGACCUUUGGCAGGCAGUACGAAAUACCAGCGAUGCAGAAGCGUCGUAAGCAACUGAGAGACGAGAGGUUCAAGCGAGAUCUUGAGUCUGUGAUUAAUGAGGAAGAUCUCCUACUACUACAGCUCGGGGACACAGAGAACGUGUCUUGGGAGGAUAUCGCAGCGCGCUUCCAGAAAGCCUUUGGCAAAGAGUACAUAACACCCAGAUUCCAGUCUCGAAUUGAGCGACUAUACAAGGGGCCGAGGAAGCAGUCACUCCAGUCAGUGGGGACCAGCCCAGAUUUGCUGUCCGCAGAGAUGCUACAGCAACUUCCAGACGAAAGUCAAAAUCGAUUGGCAAUGUUUUCAAAUCAAGUGGACGACCUGGACGACUCGGAAGACGAGCAACCCGACAAUGAACAGCCUGAUGAAAACAUAUUGCCCGAGCACCAGAAACAUCUGGAAGAACGGGAAGCAUUUAGACAACACGUCUCAUCGUUACCAGGAGUUCUAUCGGUACGAUUUUAUCGAGGCUACGGCUCAUGGACUGGCCUUAUCACGUUCGCCGAUGAUCUGGUGGGCGAACAAGCAACUGCGCUGUAUGACCAUCAACGAUUCCCCAACGUUGUGUUCAAGAGUAAAAAGAACAAAAGCAAGUGGACAUUCACCAGAACCGCUGGCACAAGCAAGAAGGAUGGCUCCUUCGUCCGCCAGCCAACAGUGGAUACACUGACCACGGAAGAAGCCGAGAUUCUUCCAUCCGGGUCUGACACGUAUGACGAAGAAGUUGAAGAAUCAAGCAGACAACCAAUCAUCACGAUUGCCGAGAUCCCUACGUUACGCUCGCUUUAUCAGUCCAGGCGGCUGUUGCAGCGCGAUCAGAGCUUUGCGCCAAACGAUGCUUACAAUCAGAUGAUCUCGUUCUGUCAUUACGACUUAACGAGAUUGAGGGUGGAUGCCAUCGUCAGCAAUGCUUCAGGUAACUUCCAGGCCAAUCCUGAUCCAGAUUCUCUGCAUCACGCUAUCUAUAAAGCCGGCGGUUCAGGUCUCAGAGAAGAGGCGAGAUCGAAAGCCAAGGUCAAAGUGGGCCAGGUCGAGCUCACACACGGCCACAAUCUUCCAAGCUCAUGGGUAAUUCAUGCAGCUGCACCAGGAUAUACAGGCCGCAAAGGGGUAGGCCAAUUCAACGUUCUUUCCGAGUGCUAUCGGAGUGCCAUGAGAAUGGCGGCUAACUACGCGUUCAAAACAAUCGCCUUUCCUUGCCUGGGUACUGGAGGUUGCAUGUUCCCUGCACGUGUCGCAGCACGUAUAGCGCUACAAGAGAUAAGGGAAUACCUGGAUUCACAUCCUACACAUCGACCUGAGCGAAUCAUCUUCUGCGUACGGGCAGCAGUCGAUGAGAAGGCGUAUACCGAUUUUCUACCUGUAUUCUUCCCACCCACACAUGGAGACUUGGACAGAGCCAGAACUUCAGACUGGUCCGCGAAUCGUGCUGCGCUGGCAGCCCAGGUACUAGAGGCACGUACGCAACUUCAAAAUGCGUUGACCGCAAUCACCGUUACCUACGACUUUGGCACGCAAAGUACGGUUUGUGCUCACGAUAUGCGUAGGAUCGACUCUACGCUGAGCUCGAUCCGCAAAUACCUCCUAGGGUCGGAAGAGCUCAAGCGCAGUCUGGGCGAUCUCAACUUACUAUGUUCCGUCAUUCUUACGGCAUGUGCUGACAUUAUGGAUAUGGCCGAGCGAGCACGUAAACAGGGCCGUGCUGGAAAUACGCAGUCUAUCUGGACCGAAGCCAACACCGAUAUACGAGCCAAGCAUGGAUUCGAGCUUACGAGUGUCUUUGACUACAGCUGGAUCUUCGCCAACAGCUUAGAAGAGGUCCUGAUACUUGGCAAAGCAGAACCAGAUGCGAUGGGAAGAGCGCGUCAGAUCUUGGAGACCUAUGGUGUCAAGCAGAAAGGUCAAGAUGCCGAAGGUAUACGCGAUCAUCUGGAUGAGGUACUGUACGUGCGUGAGGCUGAAAGGCCUACCCCCAAAAUUCGCGGACUCAUCCAAAUCCAUCAAAUACCCCCCGUAGCGAGGCUCUACAUACUGGGCCAACUGGAAGCGAAGCCUACAAUGGCGAAACCCUCCACUCUAUUUAACCACACUGUCUGCCUACUAAGAGAGGACAUCACGAGGCUGGAAGUCGACAUCGUGGUAAACUCAACCGACCCAAGCUUCUCCGGCAUGGGCACUCUAGACCGCAGCAUAUUCAAGAAAGGAGGAGACGAACUGCGCUCAGAAGUCUCAACCUUCGGCAAAUGCGAAGAAGGCGACGUCAAAGCAACUGCCGGAUACCUCCUCCCAGCCAAACAUAUCCUCCAUGUCGUUCCGCCUGGAGUGUUUAGGAGCGAUACCAAGAACAUUUUGAGGAACAUCUACCGGGCAAUUCUGCAUGAUGCCGUACUCAUGAGGGCAACUUCCAUUGCGAUACCGAGUAUCGGAACCGGCAUGCGGAACUACCCGCGGCGCGACUGCGCAUCAUUGGCCAUGGAGGAAGUGAAGCGCUUUUUGGAAUCUGCUGAGCCGGGUAAUGGGCUUGAUAAGAUCAUAUUCGUUGUCUUUUCUUCCAAUGACGAGUUCGUCUACAAGAGCCUUCUGCCGGUGUACUUUCCGCCAACGAAAGGUAAUACUUCGCCUACUAUCUUGGCGAAACAGCCUGCGCAGGUCGAGGGAAGCUCUUCUUCAUCAUUACCGGUUCCCACGGAUCAGCAUUCCCCGUCUGUCUCUGGAGGAGAGACUACCCACAGUGUCCGAUUUGGCAAGCAACCAGUAAAGUCGCGGGCUUGGAAGGACGACGAGGCCAAAGCUUUGAUGGACUUCGAACUACAUGUCGAAAUUUGCGAAGUGUGCAAAGACGGUGUCUUUGAAGAUGUUCACAAACUCUGCGAACCCGGCUUCCAUUUCGCCAAAGCAGUUCUACAAAGAAUGGAGAUGUCUGAAAAUGCGCUUGUGUAUAGCAAAGCGCACGAGCAGGGUUCAAGAGAACAUUUGGAGAUGCCGGUCGAAAAAUUGCCUAGCUCCUGGCUGUUGCUAUCCACUGUUGCAAAAGGCGGACGUUAUGUCUUUGAAGACACAUCUGCUCAAGCCGAACAGCCUGACGCGACAGACUCUGAUACGCCUGCAUCGGAGCAACUCUCGGCACCAAACGACCCAGACAGUAUUGCGCAGGCUACAGAGCAUCCCGCGGUAGUCCGAGUGGAAGUCUUGUCUCCACGCACCGAUACUGGAGACUGGUUCUACUCAUGGGUUCGAGUUUUCAGGAGCAAGAUCGAGAUGUACUCUGGCGAUUAUGAUCCUGAUCCAUACGGAGAAUCUACUGGACAUAUGCCGUAUGCGUCCAUAGAUUUUACCGCUACCACCACAAAUGUGGACGGCGGCAAAGGCACGAUUGUGUCCUUGUGGACAGUAUCGCAAGGAUCAGACCAGGGAGAAACAUGGCAUUUCCGUAGCUCUGAUGUUGCUGAUUCAAUUGCGCUUCUCGAACUUUUCAAACGAGCUAUCAAUCGUGGGCGUCAGGAACGGGAGAAGAGGAAUACAGCAGAGGUUGAUAAGGCAACGAACCCCGAACCGACGAUCACCGGGAAGAGCGGAAGGGAUGUUCUCGAAGACCCAUCUGCUGACAUCAACAAGCCCAAUGCUGCGAAGCUCGAUGACCAAGUUCAGGAAGAUGACAAGACGGCCCACUUUUCGGAAGCCGAAGAUGCGGAUGCUGUCGUACCAGAUGCGGGGCCACGUGCUGUCAUCCGUGUCAAGGUUUUCGAACCACCCAACACUCCAAACUGGACGGAUUCCAUCCUAUAUGUCUACAAGAGCAAGCUCAUUGUGGAAUUUGAAAAGAACGAUUAUUCGGACCAACCAUUUGCCACGAUAGACCUCAAAAGUGCUAGUUCGGACUUGGCACGUGGCACUGAUCACGGCAAAUUCGACUACUCGAACACAACGUUCUUGCGCGUGUGGCAUUACGCAAUGGAGGAAGAGGAAGGAUACUUUGAGAGGGGCCCGUGGUACUUUCACAGCGACGAAAAGUCUGAUGCGGAUGCAGUAUUUGAUAUGCUUCAACAGGCUAUCGAUCGUAAUGGCCUCAUUAGCGGUUGGGGAAAUAGAGAUCGUAAUAGCCGGUCUGGGGAUCGGGGAAGUACAGUGCUGAAAGGUUUGGAAAUACGCUUUCCGACACCGCCGAUUGCGCCAGUUGCAGAACCUGAGGACACUGGAGAAUCUGUCGAUGCAUUGUCUUAUCCUGAAUGGAACCAAAGGCUGCGCGACAUCAAAGAUCAGGUAGAUGACAAGCACCGCACCAAAGAAGGUACCGUUCCAUCAUACGACGCGCCAGCAGAUAGUACAUCCAACUCGGGCAGUGCGUCAGCAGAUUUGGAGCCAGAGUCAAAAAAGCCUGAUCUAGACGCACGAAUCCUUACUUACCUCGACCAUGAUUUCAAGACCCGACUUGGCUCGUACAUAGGUCAGAACUUCAAGGAGAUCGCUUCUGCAUUCGAAAGCCGGCACCCUACGUCCAUCGCUCAGGCUUUGCGAAGGCUAGCUGCAGAAGGAGAAGUUCACAACACUAUUGAUGGGGAUACAUGGGUUAUCUCAGAACCUAUGUCUUGGGAUCUUGGCUUUAGUCCAGAAGAACGACCGGAGAAGCCAAAAGGUGAUCUAGCUGAUCGGAUUUUGCUAUGCAUGGAUCGUGUGGGCGGCAGACACCAGUUUCUUACCAUGAUCGGUGAGCUUAUGGCUACCACUGAUCAACUGUGGCCUGCGCUCCGGAAUCUAGCAGCCAACGGGCUCGUCUAUAGUGAGGCUAGCGGACAGAUCUGGGGUCUCACCGAUGCGGGUAGAACAAGAGUACUCGUGUUACAGGCGAGCUGGCCAGAGGAUGAUCUUAGUCAUGAUGAACACACAUCAAACGAUCUCUCCGAUCGUGCUUUGUCUUACCUAAGAAGCCUGCCUGGAGUGAGCGAAAACAUAUCGGAUCUUGCAACUAUGUUCAAUACUCCGGUCGCUGAGCUUCAACCAGUGCUUGAACAGUUGGGAUCUGAUGGGUUGGUGGAAAACGCGGAGGAUAAAUCGACUUGGACUGCGAUACCUUCACCUCAGACUCGUCCACGGUCAACUCGCCCGGAUCUCGCACCCCGUUCUCCAAUCGCAAAGUCAGAUGUCCUUACGCAUCGCAAUCGUGGUGGCUACAACAAAUACCCAUGCCCGAACUGGCAGAAGCAAGGCCAUCCUUCAAACUACGACUUCGUCGACAGAAAGGACGAGCUAUGCGAUCAUUGCAUUCAAGCUCAUCCGCGUGUCCAGAUGAGCUGCGAUAAGUGCACCAAACGCAAGCAAAAGUGCCGCCGAACGCCUGGCCAAGACGCUUGUCGCUACUGCACCGUGCACAACAUUGACUGCAUAACGACGCAGCCAAGCAAGAAGCGCAGCGGCAGCGGCAGCCAAUCCCAAAGCAUUGAGAUAGAUACCAGCUCCUCUGGCAAUGAUGUCCUCGACUCCGAGAUCGCCACACCGAAUCAACAAGAGCACGAGAGCACAGAUGCUAAACAGAAACUGUCUACAGGAAAACCGCCCAUCAUGGACCAAGCCAACAGUUGGAGAGACGGCAGGGGCGCAAAAGAGAGGGAACGAACCAAGUCCGGUAGAGCACUGACAGAUGAUAUCGAAGAAGACGUGGGAUCAGGCACAGCGAGUAGCUUGAGACAAGCGAGGGUUGCGAGGGAAAGGAAACACAACAAAUCAAGUCAGGCAAAGAGGGACGACAUUGAUGACGAACUGGAGGACUAUGAUGGACAGGAGGAAGACUUUGUAUAA
Messenger RNA from Alternaria ethzedia, 7050 nucleotides. RefSeq lists its product as uncharacterized. Gene Ontology annotation, biological process: regulation of DNA-templated transcription. NCBI's taxonomy places the organism in Eukaryota, Fungi, Ascomycota, Dothideomycetes, Pleosporales, Pleosporaceae. The transcript is spliced from 4 exons. The record is from RefSeq and is a predicted model, not a curated record. Bases 1 to 7050 code for a protein of 2349 amino acids. Gene Ontology annotation, molecular function: zinc ion binding; DNA-binding transcription factor activity, RNA polymerase II-specific.